Suillus clintonianus is the source of this 632-nucleotide messenger RNA. RefSeq lists its product as uncharacterized. The coding region runs from base 112 to 630 and encodes 172 amino acids. The record is from RefSeq and is a predicted model, not a curated record. Lineage: Eukaryota; Fungi; Basidiomycota; Agaricomycetes; Boletales; Suillaceae. The transcript has 4 exons.
CUGAGGAAUGCUCAUGGGACCGGUGGCGAAAGCUCCGAGCGUUAUACUGCCUGUGCUAUUUGCGCAUGUCCUGAGAUCCACGAGCAAGUCAAUCUCGCGAGAACUUGGUUCAUGUAUCUGCUCUGGCCAUUCACAGCCGGAGCCCACCAAUCAGCAGACUUGAUUUCUAGUCAGGUUACACCGACUAUUGACGACACCUAUGGCAGUAUUAGUCCGGAACGGAGUAGCAGAUUUAGGACUUAUGUUAAUCGACGGGACGGUUAUAGAUGUGUUGUUUCAGGUUUAUGGGAUGGACCACAUGUUCCCGCUAGUGCUCAUCAGGGUUAUGUAACCUUGAUAGGAGCGCACAUCUUGAAACGGGCUGUUGGGGUUUUCACCAUGGACCGGGCACAUACCGCGGCUGCAACGUGGAGUAUCAUUCGACAUUACUCAGGAAUGUCCGAAGAAACUAUUAAAAACAUGGAAAGGCUUGUAGACGACCCUUCCAAUGGCAUGAUGCUUGAAGGCAAUAUCCACCAUAAUUUUGACAACCUAAAAAUAUACCUAGAGCAGACGGAGGUGAGCCUGCGGUCUUGCAUCCUCGUAAUGCCUCACAUUGAUCAGCGCUCCAGCGAGCAAACGAGUAUGUAGUC